Molecule: messenger RNA, 2187 nt
Organism: Ricinus communis (castor bean)
Lineage: Eukaryota; Viridiplantae; Streptophyta; Magnoliopsida; Malpighiales; Euphorbiaceae
Product: LRR receptor-like serine/threonine-protein kinase FLS2
Exons: 1
Coding region: 145-2106 (653 amino acids)
Molecular function (GO): protein binding
Source: RefSeq, a predicted model, not a curated record
AAAAGAAAAAGAAAAAGCAAAAGAGAGAUUUUUUACUCACUAUUAGUUGCUAUAGAGAUCUUGCACUUAGAUAUUCUCAGUUUUAUUUCCUGCAAAAACUAGAUUUAGCAGCCCCUUAGUGGCCAUAAUUUCGGUCAGGGUAAAAUGGUUUGUAAGCUGUUAUGGCUUGUUCUUUUAUUUACCAUUGCAACAGUUGGAGAAGCAAAACAAAGUGCUGGUAAAGCAUGCAAUCGCAAUGACCUCAAGGGUCUAAUUAGUUUCAAGGCUGGAAUCCAUGUUGAUACUUCAGGCAGAUUGGCAAAGUGGGUUGGUCGUAGUUGUUGCAAUUGGGAAGGCGUAACUUGCGAUAAUACGACCGGCAGAGUGACAGCAAUCCUUCUUGCAGGAUUCAUUUCCACAGAUGAUUUUAUAUUACAGUCCGAAAUGAAAGGCUGGUUGUCUCCCUCUAUUACACUUCUCAGCUUUCUUGAGGUCAUUGAUCUUGGCGGCCUAAUAAACCUGGCCGGAACUAUUCCACCAGCAAUUGGAUUUCGCCUGCCAAGGCUCCGAAAGCUAUAUUUAUAUGGCAACAAGCUCAGUGGAUCAGUACCACAUAGUAUCGGUAAGCUGUCAAAACUUGAAGAACUUCAUCUGCAUGAGAAUAGAUUCUCUGGUUUUCUCCCUUCAAGCUUAGGCAAUCUUAAGAAUUUGAAUCAACUGCUACUGCAUUCAAAUCGUUUUACUGGUGUUAUACCUGAUUCUCUUACAAACUUGACAAAUCUGAUGCAAUUGGAUCUUCACAGCAAUGCUAUAACAGGUCAAAUACCAGACAGGAUUGGUGAAAUGCAGGCAUUGGAAAAACUUGAUCUUUCCAACAAUCUAUUGAGAGGGAAAAUUCCAAUUUCAUUAACAGGUUUGAAUGCCAUUUCAGAAUUGUACUUGGAUACAAAUUGUCUUGAGGGAGCGAUCCCAUUUCCAUCAAGUUCCGGCCAAAUGUCUUCUCUUGGCUUCCUUAAACUGAAUGAUAACAAUCUAACUGGAACCAUACCUGCGAACUUUGGCUAUCUGGUUUCUCUUCAAAGAGUUUCCCUAGCAAAUAACAAGCUUGCCGGAGUUAUUCCUUCCAGCUUGGGUAAUCUAUCAGCUUUAACAGAGUUGUAUCUAAACGGCAAUCUGCUAUCUGGCCAGAUACCGAAAUCUAUCAGUCUACUCUCUCGUCUAAUACUCUUAAGCAUAUCUCAUAAUUUUAUUCAAGGGCCAUUUCCUUGUGAGUUCUCUUCCCUCCAAAAUCUCCAAACUCUAGAUUUGUCCUUCAACCACUUGGACCUUGUCUCGUUCCCAAAGUGUUUAGCAGAAAUGCCAUCACUUUCCAGGAUAUACUUGGCUGGAUGUGGAAUUCACGGAGAAAUUCCAGCUUUUCUGCAAACAACUCCAAGUCCAAUACAGGAAUUGGACUUGUCAACUAACCAUCUCACUGGAAGCUUGCCACCAUGGCUGGGAAGCCUGACUCAGCUCUACUCUUUGAAUCUCUCAAGAAACUUUCUUGUUUCAAGUAUCCCCGAUUCAGUUACGAACUUGCAGCAUUUGGGUGUGCUAGAUCUGCACUCAAACAAGAUAACUGGGCCCAUAAGUAAAAUUUUUGAGAUAUGUUCCGCAUUUUCUGAUGGCUCAUUGACAUAUAUUGACCUUUCUGAUAACAUAUUCUCGGGUGGAAUUCAACAAAUUGGAGUAGGAGGCCAAGUUGGGAUACAGUAUCUUAACUUGUCACGCAAUAUCCUGGAAGGGGAGGUGCGAACUUCAAUAGGGAGAAUGAAAUCGUUGCAGACUUUGGAUUUAAGUUGCAAUAAGUUCGGUUUCACUUUGCCAGAGGCUUUAGCGAACGUGAGCUCAUUAGAAAGGCUGAAACUGCAAAAAAAUCAUUUCACAGGCAAGAUACCAGUUGGAUUUCUGAAGCUAAGAAAGCUGAAGGAACUAAAUUUAUCGGACAAUCUUCUGGUAGGGGAAAUUCCCAUUGGUAAACCUUUAAGUGAGUUUCCAUGGAGCUCUUUUUCUGGAAACAAAGGUUUAUGUGGGAAGCCCCUCACUCCUUGUAAAGUUCGAGGCUAUAAAUCCUUGAUAAACUUAUAGAGUACUAAUCUGCACAUUUGCUCUGUGAAAUGAAACAAGUUCCAAUUAUUGUAUUUACAGAAAUUUAUGAUUUGCUCUCUA